CGGUAGUUGAAUUCCAGGCCGAGGGGGCGUGGCUGCCCGGAGAAGGGGGUGAAAGGUUAGAGGUAAAAGGUGAAGAGAUCCCGGCUGCAGGAAGAUGGCUGAGAGGGAGCUGCAGACAGCUUCCCGUUCUGAGGAUGAGAUGCCUCCAUCUCUUGUCGGCCAUUGCUUCAUCAUCCCAAAGAAGGAGAUCAGCACGGUCCCUGACAUGGCAAAGUGGAAGCGUUCACAGGCCUACGCUGAUUACAUGGGCUUCAUCCUGGCCUUAAACGAAGCUGUUAAAGGGAAGAAGCUGACCAGUCCAUACAAAGUCUCCGAGGCCAUCGAGAAGCUCAUCUCUUUACUGGAUGUCUUGGAUCGUUGGAUUGAUGAAACCCCCCCAGUGGAUCAGCCAUCGCGCUUCGGCAACAAGGCGUUUCGCACCUGGUACGGCAAGCUGGAUCAGGAAGCAGAAAAUCUGGUUUCCACGGUGAUCCCUCCACCGCUAAGCGCGGCCGUACCAGAAGUUGCCGUGUAUCUCAAGGAAUCGGUGGGGAACGCCACCCGUAUCGACUAUGGCACAGGUCAUGAGGCAGCGUUUGCCGCGUUCCUCUGUUGCCUUUGUAAAAUUGAGGUCCUCAAGGUGGACGACCAGCUCGCCAUCGUCUUCCGAGUUUUCAACCGCUACCUCGAGGUCAUGAGGAAGCUUCAGAAAACGUACAGAAUGGAACCAGCCGGGAGCCAAGGAGUCUGGGGGCUGGACGACUUCCAGUUUCUUCCUUUUAUAUGGGGCAGUUCUCAGCUUGUAGAUCAUUCCAUCUUGGAGCCCAGACACUUUGUAGAUGAGAAGGUGGUGAAUGAAAAUCAUAAGGAUUAUAUGUUCUUGGAAUGCAUCUUGUUUAUCACCCAGAUGAAGACCGGCCCGUUCGCAGAACACUCCAACCAGCUGUGGAACAUCAGCGCCGUCCCCACCUGGUCCAAAGUGAAUCAAGGUCUCAUCCGCAUGUACAAAGCAGAGUGUUUGGAAAAAUUUCCAGUGAUUCAGCACUUCAAAUUUGGCAGCUUGCUUCCCAUUCAACCCGUCAAGCCGUAAGGAGCCAGGAAAAGCGAUCCCCUCGUGCCUCUUGCAACAAGGCGCUGCUUCUUGAACGUUCCUCCUCUGAUCUCCACCCUGACUGCAAAGCGACCUCUGCUCCCCGCUCCACGUCCGUGAUCCUGACUCCCAUAGUGGAUGACGGCAGCGCUGAGACUUUCACUCACAGAGGUCCAUUGGUGUACUUGAAUGUCAUGGAUUUUGCCCCAAAUAUAAUUUAAGGCCCCCUGUAAGUUAACCGAGCACACAGCACAGAGCUUCGUUACCCCAUACACAGAAUCACUUAUGUUCUUCUUCUUCAUAGUCCUCCAUGGCGUCUACAGCAAGACGGCAAGCGGUGUCUCGCCGAGCGAAACUCUCUGCAUAAAGACAGCUAAAAUUGCACAAUCAAGAAGCGUCUCCUUAUGGGGCAUUCCAUUUAUUAGCUUUGGCUCCCGCAAUGAAUGAGAGUUUGUACUUUAUUCAUGUUUUCCCCGUCUGUGUCUAUAUUGUUAGGAACCGGUUACGAGGAGACGUCGAUCCGCACAGAUAAUCGCCUCGAUGUCCUCCUCCAACGAGUGGUUUCCAGACCGCCGCUUUCCCGUGCAGUUUGUAGGUCUUGUUAGAAAACGAUUCUAAUAAAAACCUCAGGAUCCCGCUGGUUA
Messenger RNA from Spea bombifrons (plains spadefoot toad), 1713 nucleotides. It is a transcript of the gene PTPA, whose product is annotated as protein phosphatase 2 phosphatase activator. Lineage: Eukaryota; Metazoa; Chordata; Amphibia; Anura; Pelobatidae. Gene Ontology annotation, molecular function: protein tyrosine phosphatase activator activity; peptidyl-prolyl cis-trans isomerase activity. The record is from RefSeq and is a predicted model, not a curated record. Gene Ontology annotation, biological process: mitotic spindle organization. The coding region runs from base 95 to 1069 and encodes 324 amino acids. Gene Ontology annotation, cellular component: protein phosphatase type 2A complex; nucleus; cytoplasm. The transcript has 10 exons.